Molecule: messenger RNA, 612 nt
Organism: Strongylus vulgaris
Lineage: Eukaryota; Metazoa; Nematoda; Chromadorea; Rhabditida; Strongylidae
Source: the annotation of a GenBank genome assembly
AUGGGUAAGGAUUAUAGAUACGGCGGCUACCAGUAUGGUUACUCUCAGGCUCCAACCGCUCCUAGUAUGGAAAUUACAAUUAAUCAGAACAGUGCGGAGCCGUCAAAAACCAAUUACCAAGCUCCCACCACAGCUGCACAAUUUCGGCCCCCAUUGGCGGCACCUAAUCAUCCACCACCGCCUCCACCUUCAUAUGCGGGCUACGAACAUCCAGCUUAUAAUCCACUUUGGUUCGACCGAUUUCCAAGACGGGAAAACAGAGGGAUGUUCCGUCUAUGUCUUGUGGAACUGAUGUUGGCUGUUGUCAUACUGGGUGGAGGUAUCUGGUGCUACCAUGAUACUGCUGACUACUGCCCGUAUUAUUCCGCAAUAUGGACGUCUGUUAUCUACAUAGUAAACGCCUUGGUAGGAAGUGCUGCUGCCAAGAUCGGCUCGAUCAAUCUCUACACGGCUCAUCUAGUACUGUCGCUGGUAGCAGUCAUGAUGUGUUUUGUCAGCGGAGCGCUAAGUGCUCGGAACUGGACCCUCGUCGGCACAUACCAUCACCCGCGCAUUGAAAGAGAUGAAGCGUUCUGCCUUCUCGGAGAGCACGACACAACCAGGUGUCCGUGA